UCGAAUAUGUUUCUUUCAGAUAUCUUCACGUUCAACUGUAACGAACGCAUGGGCUCGUUACGAGGAGCUCGCGUUGCGUUAAUCGCUUGUGGAUCUUUCAAUCCACCCACUUAUAUGCAUCUACGGAUGUUUGAGUGUGCUCGGGAUGUGCUGGAAAAGAAGUAUGGGUGCGAUGUUGUUGAAGGUAUUAUAAGUCCUGUGUCAGAUCAUUUCCCGAAACCAGGUCUCCUUCCUUCGAAGCACAGGUUGCGUAUGGUAGAGUUGGCCACACGUAAUUCGAACUGGAUCCAUGUUGAUGACUGGGAAUGCGCUCAGGGUACAUGGACGAGAACAAUUGCUGUUUUAAAGCAUUUCAAAAUGAUGCUAUCUAGAAGGGACAGUGGGAACACACAUUUAAUGUUGCUUUGUGGUGGAGACGUUGUUGAUUCUUUUACUAAGUUUACUCCGUCUGGAACUCAUUUGUGGGAGCCAGCUGAUGUGUCAGAAAUUAUCAGGGAUUUUGGUCUUGUCGUUAUUUAUCGCCGAAAUUCUCAACCACAGGCAACUUUCAGAAAGUUGUCGCUUGCUAAGCAGCUUCUGGACAAUGUGUAUGUAGUUAACGAUGACGUUUUACCAAACGAUAUUAGCUCUACAAGACUGCGAGCAGCAAUUAAAAGUGGUCAUUCUAUAAAAUACUGCACGGAUGAUGCUGUCAUUGAGUAUAUAGCAAGCAAUGGUCUUUACCGAGGGGCAGAUGAUGAGAAAGUUGUAGAUAGUAAUGAAAGAGAAAAGCUUAUUUCGGAACCAUCGGUUAGGUGA
This is a messenger RNA of Enterobius vermicularis (human pinworm), 798 nucleotides long. The record is from the annotation of a GenBank genome assembly. Lineage: Eukaryota; Metazoa; Nematoda; Chromadorea; Rhabditida; Oxyuridae.